AAUAAUGUGGUAGUCAUGAUCGCUAGCACAGUGAUAUUUCAACAUUCGUCGUGUGAAUUUGAAACUGAGCAAAAUGAAAUUCCUGAUUGCUUUCGCCCUGGUGGCUGUUGUCAGCGCCGAUGUGUCGCAUCUGUUCUCGAACAGCGACAACCUGCAGGAAGAUGGAUACCAUUACCAACAGCCUGCCAAGCAGUUCGUCAUUGAUGUGCCUCAGGUGUACGAGCAGCCCGCUCCUGUUGUCUACGAGCAGCCUGCUCCAGUUGCCUACGAGAAGCCCGCUCCUGUUGUUUACGAGAAGCCCGCUCCUGUUGUCUACCAGAAGCCCGCUCCCGUUGUCUACGAGAAGCCCGCUCCUGUCGUCUACGAGAAGCCUGCUCCAGUUGUCUACGAGAAGCCCGCUCCAGUUGUCUACCAGAAGCCCGCUCCCGUCGUCUACGAGAAGCCCGCUCCCGUUGUCUACCAGAAGCCCGCUCCUGUUGUCUACGAGAAGCCCGCUCCUGUCGUCUACUCGAAGCCAACCCCUGCUGGCAUCCUGAAGGAAGACGGAUACCACUAUGGCCAGCCUGAGAUUAAGUUCGAACCCGUCCAGGAAUAUCUGCCUCCUGUUGCUCCUGUUGUUACCCCCGUCUACAAGCCACAGCCCGUUGCUCCCAAGCCAGUUGCUCCCGUCUACAAGCCACAGCCCGUUGCUCCUAAGCCAGUUGCUCCCGUCUACAAGCCCCAGCCCGUGGCUCCCGUUUACAAGCCCCAGCCUGUGGUCCCUAAGGUUGUUGUGCCCGCUAAGCCCGUCAACGAGUACCUGCCCCCAGUUGCCGCCCCCAAGCCAGUGGCUCCCGUCUACAAGCCCCAGCCUGUGGCACCCAAGCCAGUUGCCCCCGUCUACAAGCCCCAGCCCGUUGCACCCAAGCCAGUUGCUCCAGUCUACAAGCCAGAGCCUGUUGUUCCCAAGCCAGUGAUCCCAGUGGCCCCCAAGGUUGUUGUCCCCGCUAAGCCCGUCAACGAGUACCUGCCCCCAGUUUCGGUCCCUAAGCCAGUGGCUCCCGUCUACAAGCCCCAGCCUGUUGCACCCAAGCCAGUUGCCCCAGUCUACAAGCCCCAGCCCGUUGCACCCAAGCCAGUGGCUCCCGUCUACAAGCCCCAGCCUGUGGCUCCUAAGGUUGUUGUGCCCGCUAAGCCCGUCAACGAGUACCUGCCCCCAGUUUCGGCCCCUAAGCCAGUGGCUCCCGUCUACAAGCCCCAGCCUGUUGCACCCAAGCCAGUUGCUCCCGUCUACAAGCCCCAGCCGGUGGCUCCUGUCUACAAGCCCCAACCUGUUGCUCCCGUCUACAAGCCCCAGCCUGUUGCUCCCGUCUACAAGCCAGAGCCAGUUGCUCCAGUCUACCAGCCAGAGCCCGUGGCUCCUGUCUACCGUCAGCCCGAGCCUGUUGUGACUGCUCACCAAGGCUACAGCUACCCCAACGACCCCGAGCCAUCCUUCGAAUAUUAAGGAACUCUUGUUGUAACAUAAUUAGGAAAACAAAUCAUCCUGUAGUAUUAGACGAAUUUUCACGAAUGGCGAUGAAGACAUCGCUUGAAAUAAACUGACAAACGAAAAUAAAAAAAAAUAAUUUAAUGAAAA
This is a messenger RNA of Drosophila nasuta, 1618 nucleotides long. RefSeq lists its product as uncharacterized. Bases 74 to 1486 code for a protein of 470 amino acids. The record is from RefSeq and is a predicted model, not a curated record. The transcript has 2 exons. Lineage: Eukaryota; Metazoa; Arthropoda; Insecta; Diptera; Drosophilidae.